ACUGUGGCCGGUAAAGAAUACAAGGAAGUAUUUCGAUUCCUUCGACGAUGGAGAGGGAAGACUACUUCCGGAGUACUAUCAAGAAAACACGCCUCUAUCUUCUACGAGUAUGCGUAUUUUAGGACUAGUUUUGAGAGGGGUGGUCGCGGCGGCGGCGGUGGUUUUGGUGGACGUGGUGGGGGUGGCCGUGGGGGCUUUGGAGGCGGAGGGGCUAGAGGCGGAGGACGUUCAAGUUUUGGAAGAGGAGGCGGCGGCGGGGGUCGCUCUAGCUUUGCAGGAGGAGGUCGUGGUGGACGAGGAGGCGGCCGUGGGGGAGGUCGUGGGGGCGGCAGAGGUGAUGGAUUGAAAGGGGGAAAAACAGUUGUAAUUGAACCGCAUCGUCAUGAAGGAGUUUUUAUUGCAAGAGGUAAAGAAGAUGUUUUGGUGACGUUAAAUCUCGUUCCUGGCUCAGAAGUUUAUGGAGAAAAAAGAAUUUCAGUAGAGAAUGACGGAAACAAAGUGGAGUACAGAGUAUGGAAUCCAUUUCGCAGUAAACUAGCUGCAGCCAUUCUUGGUGGGGUGGAAUACAUUCGCAUGCCUAUAGGCAGCAAAGUGUUAUAUCUUGGGGCUGCUUCUGGAACCACAGUGUCCCAUGUGUCAGAUAUUGUUGGACCCGAAGGAUUAGUAUAUGCAGUUGAAUUUUCUCAUAGGCCGGGUCGAGAUUUAAUAAAUGUGGCGAAGAAAAGAACCAAUGUCAUUCCAAUAAUAGAAGAUGCUAGACAUCCACAUAAAUAUAGAAUGUUGGUGGGAAUGGUUGAUACAAUAUUUGCAGAUGUAGCACAGCCUGAUCAGGCGAGAAUCGUGGCAUUAAAUGCCCAACACUUCUUAAAAAAUGGUGGUCACUUUGUCAUUUCUAUUAAAGCACCAUGUAUUGAUUCUACAGCAAAACCAGAGGCGGUGUUUGCUGCUGAAGUGGAAAGAUUGCGGGCCGACAAAUUUGUACCGAGACAACUAAUUACGUUAGAACCUUAUGAAAGGGAUCAUGCUGUAGUGGUUGGUACGUUUAGGUCACCGUCUUGAAACCAAUGAAAUAGUUGUAAAUGUGUUUUCCAUAUUAAGGGAAAAAGUAGUUUAGUUAUUACAAAUUGUUUUAUAAUGUAAGAUAUAAAGUUUUUGUAACAAA
Molecule: messenger RNA, 1162 nt
Organism: Zophobas morio
Lineage: Eukaryota; Metazoa; Arthropoda; Insecta; Coleoptera; Tenebrionidae
Product: rRNA 2'-O-methyltransferase fibrillarin-like
Exons: 3
Biological process (GO): rRNA methylation; box C/D sno(s)RNA 3'-end processing
Cellular component (GO): nucleolus; small-subunit processome; Cajal body
Molecular function (GO): histone H2AQ104 methyltransferase activity; rRNA methyltransferase activity; RNA binding
Source: RefSeq, a predicted model, not a curated record